AUGGCCUCCAAAGUCCUCACUCCUCGCGACACCAACGCGCAAGUCAAGCCCGUGCCUUCACCAGAGAAGGGAUUGGAGAAGAAGGAUGCCAAAAGUCUCGACUACCACCGCCGAGUUCUGCAGUCGCGUCUUGACAGCGAGCCAGAGCAAAAGUUUGUUUCGCCGUCAGACGAAAUCAUGAGCCCCGCUACACAGAAGUUGCAGGCUUUCAAGACCAAACAUGCCAUGAAGAAGUCGAAGCCACAGACGCUGUUUAAGAAGACAAGCUCGAAGAACUUGGAGUCAAACAAGGGCAGCGGCACAUUGAUGUUCGCUGAUAUCCCCAAGAAGGAUGCGAAGGAGGAGGGCGCAUAG
Alternaria postmessia is the source of this 354-nucleotide messenger RNA. RefSeq lists its product as uncharacterized. Bases 1 to 354 code for a protein of 117 amino acids. NCBI's taxonomy places the organism in Eukaryota, Fungi, Ascomycota, Dothideomycetes, Pleosporales, Pleosporaceae. The record is from RefSeq and is a predicted model, not a curated record. The transcript is spliced from 3 exons.